Leptopilina heterotoma is the source of this 2387-nucleotide messenger RNA. Its product is annotated as adipocyte plasma membrane-associated protein-like. The record is from RefSeq and is a predicted model, not a curated record. Gene Ontology annotation, molecular function: strictosidine synthase activity. Gene Ontology annotation, biological process: biosynthetic process. The coding region runs from base 402 to 1775 and encodes 457 amino acids. Lineage: Eukaryota; Metazoa; Arthropoda; Insecta; Hymenoptera; Figitidae. The transcript has 4 exons.
UUGCAGCUGAUACACGCGAUAAAUAAUUAUGCACAUACAUUUCUUUUUUUAACUAUAAAAAUUGUCUGUCACGACUCGAAAUAAACAAGAAAUAUAUAAGAUAUAACAGGAUGUUCUUGACCUUAAAAGAAAUCGAAUACGUGUACAAUUCUUGAGACAGUCCAUUGACCUCGAAGAAUGAAGAACUGACCCGUGAUAUCCGUGAUAUAGCGGUAACAGGUUUCUUUGAAUCAGAAAUUCUAACUAGAGUUAAGUUACUUCAACUGACGUUCAUCAACAGAGGUCCUCUUUAUAUCUAUCUAUAUAUAUAUAUAUGUGAUUAUAAAAAACGUUACGAGUUUACAGUUUUCUUUGACAGUAAAAUUUUCUUACCUGUUAAGAGAAUUCAGUUUUUUUACAAGAUGGGUUAUUUAAAAUCAAUUGGAGCCGGAAUUAUUUAUAUCGGAGUGAUUUUCGCCAUUCUUACAUUUGCCCCUGGUUAUCCUCCCGAGGCUAAAUUUACAGAAUAUACAAUAACAACUCCGAAGGAAUUAGAAGGCAAUUUGGGAUUAAAUAAUCGAUUAAAUAAUGCAGAAAUAAUAAUGAAAGGUAAAUUACACGGACCAGAGGCAUUUACAUCAUACAAAGGUAAACUUUACACCGGAAUCAGUGGCGGUUAUGUAGUAGAAAUAAAGGAAAACCAAGAGGUAUCUCCGAUUGCGAAAUUUGGAAAAGAAUGUGAUGGUCAUUGGCAAGAAAAUAUUUGUGGUAGACCUUUAGGUAUGAGAUUCGAUAAAAAUGGUCAACUUUUCGUAGCUGAUGCUUAUUAUGGAAUUUUCAAACUUGAUGUGACUUCAGGAAAAUAUGAAAAAAUUGUUGACAUUAAUACACCAAUUGAUAGCAAAAUUCCAAAAAUUAUUAACUCAUUGGAUGUAGCAAGUAAUGGAGAUAUUUAUUGGACAGAUUCUAGCACCGAAUUUUCUCUUCAUGAUGGAGUUUACACAUUCCUUGCGGACCCAAGUGGAAGGCUUCUACGAUAUAACGCUAAAACAAAGAGAAAUGAAAUACUUGUGGAGAAUCUUGGAUUCGGAAACGGUGUGAUUUUAAGCGACGAUGAAAGUUUCGUUCUUGUAGCUGAAACUGCAAUUUCUCGUGUUGUCAAGUACAACUUAAAGGGACCAAAGGCAGGGAAAAAAGAAUUAUUUAUCGACGGACUUCCUGGUAUGCCCGACAAUAUAGAUAGCGAUGGACAGGGUGGAUUUUUCAUAACACUUGCUGCCUACGCUGAUUCGCAAAAUCCUCAAAUCAGCCAAUCUCUGACACCUCAUCCAAAUAUCCGGAAACUCUUAGUAAGAUUGUUGUACUCUAUCGAAGCUCCUUUCAAACUUGUACAAACUUACUAUCCGAAUGAAUGCAUAGAAAAAAUUAUUCACUCAAUUGGACAUUUUUCGAGUGUCAACAGUUUGGGUUCUCAUAAUUCAGUAAUAUUACGAAUAGAUUCUAAUGGAAAAAUUAUCGAUGUCGCUUAUGGAACUGAUGGUAAAGUAACUGGUAUAAGUUCUGCAUUCAUUCACAAAGAUUAUUUGUUCAUUGGUUCACCAUUUAAUGAUUUCGUUGCUCGAAUUCCAUUAAAAGAAGCUUUCCCGUCACUUGCUUCAACUUCGAAAGCAAAAAAUGACAAAAUCAUCCUCGAGGAGACAAAGAAGCCUCCCAAGAAAGUUACAGAAGAAAAAGUGAACGUUAAAACCGAAAAAGUAAGAGAUGGGGAGAAAUCUCAAAAACAAAGCAAGACGUAAACCAUUCCUUUCGCGAGACUUACGAACAUUAAUUUAAGAAAAAAUACCAUUUUUCUUUUACAUUCCAAAGCUAUUCCUGUACUUUAAAUCAAUUUUGAGAAAGUAGACUUAAAGAAAAUAGGAAAAUGGCUGUAAAUAUAUUUUUCCUCUUGGAAAGUCAAUUUCAAAAGUGAUUUUCAUAGCAUUUUUAUAAAACGGAACAUUUAAUUCAGAAUUUUGAUUCUGAAUUGUAGAUUUCAAUUUCCAGUUGGAACUCAGUUUUUUAUUUAAACCCGUAGUUUAAUUACAGCUUUCAUUUUAAAUUGUGCUUAAAAUUUGGAAUUAGAUUUCAAAUUCCAUGGAAAAAUUUAAAACUGAGUCACGACAAAGAAAUAUUUAAUACUUGUUGAACUAGAAUUUACAAUUAUUGAAUUAUAAAAUGGCUGUUAAUAAUUGACGAUGCUUACUUAAAGAAUGUAAUCGCAAUGUGAAAAAUAGGUUAGCGUUUAACGCACAAAUUCAAUAAUUUCUUGUGAUUAAAAUUUACUUUCUAUCAUAAUUGUACAAAAUAUGUUCCUUUUGUAGUUAAAAAUCAUUUAAGAAUUUACAAGAAUAUUUUCUAAAUUACCAAAA